AUGAGAGAUGCUUUGGAUCACUAUAAAUGGCGCGAGAAGUGCAAUGAAGAGCUUUCUGAAGAGGAGCAGUCUGACAGGAGACACAGGAUGCCGACAGAGGUGGUGGUGUUCGGUGUGGGAGUUGCCCUCCUCAUGCUGGUGCUAGCGUUCCUGCAAACGUUCUUCAAAUCUGCACCAAGAAACAACUCUCAGUGUCCCAAAGGAAAAACUCCACCAGGCCCUCCAAGCUGCUUCCUCGUAGGCAACAUGAUGGAGUUAACCCAUGACCAUCUGCCAAUUCACCUCACCCGUCUAGCGCAGCGCUACGGACACAUCUACCAGCUUAAAUGUGGAAAUACUCGCAUGGUGGUUCUAAACAGCAGUGAGGUCAUUAGAGAAGCUUUGGUGAAGAAAUGGUCAGACUUUGCUGGGAGGCCUGUUUCCUUUACAGGAAACGUCGUGUCUGGAGGAGGGCGCUCCAUCUCUCUGGGAGACUACGACGACGAGUGGCGGGCCCAUCGUCGCCUGGUCCACGGCGCUUUGCUGCGAUGCUGCCAUCACUCUUUGCACGAGGUGAUUGAAAAGCAGGCGGCGCAUCUCUGCAAGGUUUUGAAGGCCUAUCAAGGCAGUGCUGUUGAUCUUUCUGAGGAUUUCACAGUGGCGGCCAGUAACGUGAUUACCACUUUGACUUUUGGAAAGGAAUAUGGCAAGAGUUCUUCAGAGCUGCAAGAGUUACACAACUGUCUGAAUGAGAUUGUUGCUCUAUGGGGCUCUUCUUGGAUUUCCGCCCUGGACUCCUUCCCUUUGCUGAGAAAAUUGCCCAACCCCAUUUUCUCGCGUCUCAUGCGAGAAGUGACCAAGAGAGACGACAUCAUACGCAAACACCUCAACGACUACAAGUCACAAGACAGCAAACCCGAAGGCACCAUCACAGGCCACGUCCUCCAGGAACUCGACACAGAGAAUGGAGUGUUGCUGACGGACACUCAUGUUCACAUGGCCACGGUGGACCUGCUCAUCGGAGGAACAGAGACCACUGCAGGCCUGCUCAACUGGACCGUAGCAUUCCUCUUGCAUCGACCAGAGGUCCAGACUCAGGUCUAUGAGGAGCUGUGCACGGUACCAGAGGGUCACUAUCCCAAAUACAGCGAGAGGCACAAACUCCCCGUCCUGAGCGCCCUCGUCAACGAAGUGCUCCGACUCAGGCCCGUCGCUCCUCUGGCCGUACCGCACAGAACCGUCCGAGACAGCAGCAUUGCAGGUUAUUUCAUCCCGAAGAACACCGUGAUCAUUCCGAAUCUUUUUGGAGCUCACCACGAUCCUUCGGUCUGGAGCGAGCCGUACAGCUUCAAACCAGAGCGCUUUCUGGAGGGAGGAGACGCUUCUCCUCGAGCCCUGAUCCCCUUUGGAGGGGGGGCUCGUCUCUGCCUGGGGGAGUCGGUUGCCAAAAUGGAGCUUUUUCUGUUUACGGCCUAUUUGCUGAGAGAUUUUCACUUCUUUCCCGCUGAUGCCCGUCUGCCUGACCUGAGGGGCGUCGCUAGUGUCGUACUCAAGGUCAAGGCCUACAAAGUUAUUGCAUGCUCACGACCUGUUCACAGUAAAUAAAGCCUUGAACUGUUUGAGUAUCUUUAAAUUGUGUAACGUAGAAUCAUUAAACAUUACACGCCAUGCCAUAAAUGCUUGGAAAUACAGACCAGCAUCCAUUCACUAUUAAGGAUUUUAUGUUUGUUUUUGAAGUCCUUAUUAUUGCAGUACCAUCAUUCUAAAGUUUGAUUCAUGCACCUUUUUA
Molecule: messenger RNA, 1768 nt
Organism: Phycodurus eques (leafy seadragon)
Lineage: Eukaryota; Metazoa; Chordata; Actinopteri; Syngnathiformes; Syngnathidae
Gene: cyp21a2
Product: steroid 21-hydroxylase
Biological process (GO): progesterone metabolic process; hormone biosynthetic process
Molecular function (GO): iron ion binding; heme binding; steroid 17-alpha-monooxygenase activity
Source: RefSeq, a predicted model, not a curated record